Phytophthora infestans T30-4 is the source of this 2512-nucleotide messenger RNA. RefSeq names its product Cullin family protein, putative. Lineage: Eukaryota; Oomycota; Peronosporomycetes; Peronosporales; Peronosporaceae. The transcript is spliced from 15 exons. The record is from RefSeq and is a predicted model, not a curated record. Gene Ontology annotation, cellular component: SCF ubiquitin ligase complex. Bases 83 to 2401 code for a protein of 772 amino acids. Gene Ontology annotation, molecular function: ubiquitin protein ligase binding. Gene Ontology annotation, biological process: SCF-dependent proteasomal ubiquitin-dependent protein catabolic process; protein ubiquitination.
CUUUGUAUCGGAUCUUGAAGAGGAAGCGGAGUACGCACGUAGGAUCGAAGUGAGCAUCAGACGCCGCUUAAGGAGGAGAAAGAUGUCGCUUCUCAAGGCCUCAACGGUGAACUUUGAAAACGAAUGGAAAGAUAUGCAACCGCGACUGGCAUCGCUGGUCACUGGGACGCCCCAGACGCUGACGAAUGAGAAGUGGCUCAAGAUGUACUCUGGCAUCUACAAGAUCUGUACGAAUCCGGGAGCUCCACAGGCGGAGAUGCUUUUUUUUCGGCUGCGAGGGCUGUUGGUGAAGCACGUGGAGGCCAUCUUGAUGGAGCUGAACGCGAUCAACGGCGAGCCCGAGUUCCUGAACCAUUAUUGCACUUCGUUUGAGGCUUUUACCACAGGAACAAGCUAUAUUUCGGAACUCUUCCGCUACCUGAACCGCUACUGGAUCUCGUAUUCCCACUGCGAAACUGGCCAAGCUCCUGUCCCUGGAGUGUAUCCCGUCACAGAACUUUCGCUUCACAUUUGGCACGACAUCGCGUUCUCAAAGCUCAAGAAGCGUCUGGUUAAGGCGAUUAUUCACAUAUUUCAUGCAGCGCGGCGUGAUAGAAGCGAGUGCUUUGAAGAUGGAGACUGCAUUGCCAGCACAGUCCAGACAUACUUUAGUCUAGGACUAUGCAGACAGGAUCAGAUGAGUCUUUAUCGAGAAGAACUUGAGCAGCCUUUUCUUGAGGAUGCUGCCAGGUCUUACUCGACGAAGGCGAUUACGUUGCUGUCCAGAGUUACAAUAUCAGGAUACUUACGAGAGGCAGAGCUUCUGUGUGCUCAAGAGCAGAGACGCUGUGAAUCUCGGUUGCAUCGGACCACUGUCAUACAAGUUCGACAGGCUUGCUGCCGCGUCCUAGUGGAUGAGCAUGCUGAUCGGAUCUGCGAGGACGCCGAGAACUUCUUGAUUAACAACCAGAAAGAAGAUCUACACCGAAUGUUCUCCCUGUUCUCUGAGUUGGCCAAUGAGAAUGCGCUGAUAUCUUUCAAGAAUAUAUUGAAGAGGUACAUUGAGCGAAGUGGAAUGGAAGUUGUUCAAAAGUUCCAACAAGAAGAGACAACUAAGAAUCCGGAGGGAUACAUUGAAGCGCUAGUUCAGGUCCGCAAUAAGUAUUUCGAGCUGAUCAAGGACGCGUUUGGGUUCCACCCAUUAAUGCGAACAGCACUCGACCAGGCUUGUCGGACUUUUGCCAACUCGCACCCGCGACUUCCGGAAUUGCUAGCCAGGUACACGCACUACUUGAUGUCGCGUGAUAAGAAGCACGGUUGCAGUCGAACGCUACUCCUGCCUGGGUCUCCGCGAUCGGUGUUACCCCCUCUGCUGGACGAUUUGCUGGAGCAGAAAAUCGAGAAUAUCAGUGUGGUGUUCUGCCUCAUCGAUGACAAAGAUGUUUUCAAGAAAUACUACUCAAAGUUUCUGGCGAAGCGUCUCAUCAAGGGAACGUCUGCGUCGGACGACAUGGAAAUCUUGCUCAUUCAGAAGCUGCGGGACAUUUGUGGAUGCGAUUUCGUAUCAAAACUUCAGAAGAUGAUGAAGGACAAAAUGCUGAGCAAGGAAUUGAUGGAUUCGUUCACAGCAUGGCUCGAAGAAAAAGACAUCGAGCUGCGAUCUGAGCAUGUAGCCAACGCAUCUGCCAUUGAUCUUCAUCACGCUGUAACCUACCACUGCGACGUUCUCACAGCUGGAGCAUGGCCAAUAUCGAGUGUUGCCGCAGAGCACAAGAUCUUUUUGCCACCUGCCAUGGAAGCCCAUACGAACCUGUUCACACAGUUCUACACUGGACGGAGCACUGGCCGAAAACUCUUGUGGAUCCACCACCUUUCCUUUGGAAUGAUUCAGAGUCAUUGUUUUGGUAAACGCUACGAGUUCUUGCUCAGCUUCUACCAGAUGCUGGUCCUCGUACAGUUCAACACAGCGAAGGAUAUAAAUCGAUCUGACAUUGUUCAGCUAACGAAUAUUCCCGAGCAAGAUUGCACUCACCACCUGGCAAGCCUUGUCAAGGCAAAGAUUUUGACCUCAAAUGGUGAUACUGCGAAUCCUAGGUAUGAAAUCAACUUCGGGUUCUCCAGCCGGAAACUUCGUAUAUCGGCUGUACCAAACAGCCCAGUUGAAUCCCCGAAAGUGGCCAAGACCCCAACUCGCGAAGUGGAAGAAGAUCGUAAAAUGUCGUUGCAGGCCGCGAUCGUUCGCGUGCUGAAGACGCGUCGAGACAUCCGCCAGGCGCAGUUGGUGCAUGAAGUUGCGGAGAUGCUAGUCAACCAAUUCGUACCGACUACUACCGCCAUCAAGCAGAACGUUGAGAAUCUCAUCCAGAAAGAAUAUCUCCGUCGUCACGAGGAGGACAAGACGAGGUUUUUAUACGUGGCUUGAGUCUCGUAGGGAAAGUGUGAAAUACUGCAUUUAAGGAGUUCCAUUCAGCUGCUAGGAAACAAACCUAUACAAAAUGCAUAUCACUCUAGCGCACAUGCAGCGUACAGUUUC